This is a messenger RNA of Larimichthys crocea (large yellow croaker), 1976 nucleotides long. RefSeq names its product cysteine-rich hydrophobic domain 1 (gene chic1). The record is from RefSeq and is a predicted model, not a curated record. The transcript is spliced from 6 exons. The coding region runs from base 68 to 592 and encodes 174 amino acids. NCBI's taxonomy places the organism in Eukaryota, Metazoa, Chordata, Actinopteri, Sciaenidae.
CUCUCCACAAACUCCAGCUGCGCGUGCCCGCUCGUACGUCCCCGUGCGCAGCCCCGCAGGAGACGUCAUGAGCGUCUUACUACCCAACAUGGCGGACUUUGAUACCAUUUAUGAGUUGGAAGACGAAGAGGAUGAGCACGUAGUGAGCGAAGAACACUUGCCCAGAUACUGCCCGGAGCCCGUGGUUAUGCGAGGGGCCGGGCACAUCACAGUGUUUGGACUGAGCAACAGAUUUGACACAGAAUUUCCCUCUGUUCUCACGGGAAAGGUAGCACCAGAGGAAUUCAAAACCAGCAUCAGCCGGGUGAAUGCUUGUUUGAAGAAGAACUUGCCUGUGAAUGUGAAGUGGCUUCUUUGCGGCUGCUUAUGUUGUUGCUGUACCGUAGGCUGCAGUCUAUGGCCUGUUAUCUGCCUCAACAAGAGAACAAGACGGUCUAUUCAUAAGUUGUUAGAGUGGGAAAAUAACCGGUUAUACCACAAGCUGGGGCUGCACUGGAAACUCAGUAAAAGAAAAUGUGAAAGCAGUAAUAUGAUGGAAUACGUGAUUCUUAUAGAAUUCUUACCCAAAUAUCCUAUAUUCCGACCGGACUGAGGAAGCUGUUAAAAGACUGGAUGUGUGGCCCUUGAAUCUUAUCCUUAGUGCCUUGUAUAUAACAGUAUGUUGGAACAAGGGUCUGCACUGGUGUCUCUCGUGACGACCCUGUACAUCUCCCAGUACCUUGUACAUUAGAAUUUGCAACACUGUCACUUUGCUUUAGAGCAGAUUUUGCACAUUUUCCCCGACAGAACUAGACAUGUCCCCCUUUGUUGCACUCGGAUGUGUUUUUGUUACAUGUGGCAAACAAGUGAAACUCUCGAAAAGUGCAUUUACCCCAAAGAACCGUCAACCUGUAUCCCAUCUAUGAUAUCAGUAAUCUCUUGCAAAGAAUGUGAUGCCUCCACCUUCCUGAAAUAUCCUUGCCUUAUGUAUGAUUAAAAAAAAAACAACUAAGGAGGAGGAAGGCACUGGGUAAUUCAACAGUCUUUAGAUUUAAAUGCUGUCUGUUGAGUUUCCUGUCUUUGAAUCCAGUUCUUUGCAGAUGGGAUGGUUGAAAUUGCCUAACGUACAGUGUACGUCAUCACCUUGUGUUUUUUCUUUACAUUUGACCCUCUGUACAUGGGAGCUAACUAGUAAAAUAACUUGACCUGUAAAUACCAUGUUAGGAUAAGCUGUACAGUGGUAUACCAUUGUUUACAUUACGUUACUUAGCUCUUUAGUUUUUUUGCCAAUAUAUUGCUGUACUAUAGAUUUGAUUAAUUAAAGAUGUCUAUGUACCUUUCUAGUUUAUAUGGACCUGUUUACCUUGUAAGCCAUAUAGUUAUAAUAUACAUGAUGCCAGAGUUAGGACUGAUUAUUGCACUUGAGCCUGGUAGAAAAGUCAGGAUUUCAGACGAUAAAGCUUCGUCCCGUAACAAAAGCAGUGCAUUGUUUUGCCAAUCAAGAUGAUUCAACGAGUCGUCAUCCAUUAAAACCAGAGAUGUUUGCAUCUCUGAUGUGCAAAUGAAAGAAUAUUUGAACUCUGCUCUUACACUAAUUCCUUUGCUAUCAUCUUGUCCAAACUUGGCAUUAUCAUCAUUAUUAUUUUUUUUGUAGUUUUGUACUUUUCCCUGUGCUGUGUGUGUCCUCCACGUGUGUUAGGAAGCGCAUACAUCUACAGUACAUGGCGUAUUGAGCAGAUGGUUCUUUUGUUUCGGCCAUUCUGUGCAUUGGUAGUAUUAUUUUCCUGAAGCGUAAUCACAAGAAUGCUGCAUUGCGUUGUAUUAGAGUGCCUCUGGAUUAGUCGGUGAACCACAGAGAAGUACAGGCUGAAAUCUCUUCUCUUGUACAAAGGAGAUUUUAAAUCUUCCUCCCAGUAUUGUCCCUGUUACAAUUCUUGUAAAUGUUUGUCAUGAUGACCUAAUCCCAAUGGAGAGAGAAAAUAAAUUGUUGAUUUUGA